Molecule: messenger RNA, 3938 nt
Organism: Myripristis murdjan (pinecone soldierfish)
Lineage: Eukaryota; Metazoa; Chordata; Actinopteri; Holocentriformes; Holocentridae
Product: ATP-dependent RNA helicase DDX19B
Exons: 12
Coding region: 201-1661 (486 amino acids)
Molecular function (GO): nucleic acid binding; RNA helicase activity; ATP binding
Source: RefSeq, a predicted model, not a curated record
CGAUAGGAACUAUUCUGAGGUUUCCACAGCUACCCAGCCGGAAGUCUGAGCGGUCGUACAGGUGCCCAAAGUCGGUUUCGACACGCCAUUGUGUAAGGUAGUUAGCCCAACGUUACCCGCAUAUUAACUCUUAGCUAGGUCUCCUAGCUGAGGUAUCCUGUUGUCAAACACACUAGACCUACCGAAGAAACGCCGCCGUGAUGGCUACGGACUCCUGGGCCCUGGCAGUGGACGAGCAAGAAGCCGCGGCCGAAUCGAUCGGUAAUCUGCAGAUUAAAGACAAACCAGAGGAAAAUGGCACAAACGCAACAGAUGCAAGCAGUGCAGCUGCAAAGACAGCAGGAGACGGGGACAACAAGGCUUCAGAGGAGGAUGAAAAAGAGGACAAAGCGGCCCAGUCUCUGUUGAACAAGUUGAUCCGCAGUAAUCUUGUCAACACCACUAACCAAGUAGAGGUUCUUCAGAAGGAUCCUAACUCUCCUCUGUACUCUGUCAAGUCUUUUGAGGAAUUACGACUUAAACCUCAGCUGCUUCAGGGUGUGUACGGGUUGGGCUUCAACCGGCCUUCCAAAAUCCAAGAGACUGCCUUACCUAUGAUGCUGGCAGAACCUCCACAGAAUCUGAUCGCCCAGUCACAAUCAGGAACAGGGAAAACGGCUGCCUUUGUCCUGGCCAUGCUCAGCCACGUAGACCCCAACAACAAAUACCCCCAGUGCCUGUGUGUGUCACCUACCUAUGAGCUGGCGCUUCAGACUGGCAAGGUGAUCGAGCAGAUGGGAAAGCACUAUCCAGAAGUCAAACUGGUUUACGCCAUCAGAGGCAACAAGUUGCAGCGGGGCAUGAAGCUGCAGGAGCAGAUUGUCAUUGGCACACCAGGCACCAUGCUGGACUGGUGCUCCAAGUUCAAGUUUAUUGAUCCCAAGAAGAUCAAGGUGUUUGUGCUGGAUGAGGCGGACGUCAUGAUUGCUACACAAGGUCACCAGGACCAGAGUAUCCGCAUCCAGAGGAUGUUGCCUAAAAACUGCCAGAUGCUGCUGUUCUCAGCCACGUUUGAAGAGUCUGUGUGGCACUUUGCCCAGCGCAUCGUGCCGGACCCCAACAUCAUCAAGUUGAAGCGAGAGGAGGAGACGUUGGAUACGAUCAAACAGUACUACGUGUUGUGCAACAGCAAGGAGGAGAAGUUCCACGCCCUCUGCAACAUCUACGGAGCCAUCACCAUCGCCCAGGCCAUGAUCUUCUGCCAUACAAGGAAGACGGCAGGCUGGCUGGCAGGAGAGCUUUCCAGAGAGGGCCACCAGGUGGCGCUGCUCAGUGGAGAAAUGCAGGUGGAGCAGAGGGCUGCUGUCAUCGAACGCUUCAGGGAUGGCAAGGAGAAGGUCCUGGUCACCACAAACGUUUGUGCACGAGGUAUCGAUGUUGAGCAGGUUUCGGUGGUGAUCAAUUUUGACCUUCCAGUGGACAAGGAUGGAAACCCCGACAACGAGACGUACCUGCACAGGAUCGGCCGCACAGGUCGAUUUGGCAAAAGGGGCCUGGCCAUCAACAUGGUCGACAGCAAGUUCAGCAUGAACAUCCUCAACAGGAUCCAAGACCAUUUCAAUAAGAAAAUUGAAAAACUAGACACAGAUGAUCUGGAUGAAAUAGAGAAAAUCGCCAGCUAAAGAGAACUGCGUGAUCGCAUGACGGACACCAACCCAACUCCCCCUCCCCUCCACCCUCUACAAGGACUGUACGCUCCUACAGUGUUUAACGCUUUUAUUUUUUUAGUCGUCAGAGAAAAGAGCAAAGCCACAAAAACACAGCAUAUGUUUACACGUGGACGUCUUCUCUCAGACAGGUGUUUUUUAAGUCUCUGGAACAUACCCUGUUUCACUCUUUGUACUUCUCUAAAUAAAGUCUAUAAUGUUAUCGCUGUGUAUCGUAAUGCUGCAAAAGCGGGCGUAGUUGGAUAUGUUUUACUGUACACAUAUGAAUUUACAAACACUUAUCGCCGCUUGCUGUAGUGGUGGCAUGAUACAAGCUUAAUGUCCUCAGAGAUUUUAAUGUUUGUGUUAAAUACUCAUUAAUUACAGGAGCCCAAACCUGAAAAGGACUACUUUUAUGUGCCACAAAGUUGCUAGUUUCAAAGAAAAAUAGGAACCUAUUAUAACUGAAUGUAACUAUAUCUUGCAAGCAUUUAGUCUGCUCUAUUGUGAUUACCAAAACUCAGAGUACAAAGGGUGAAGUUGGGUAUGCUGCACCAAGUGGUAGAUUUAAUCAUUAAGAUUACAUUGUUGAGAUGGUGAUGGUUGGGUGUCAAGGGUCUAUGCAAACUUAUCAACCUGUGAUAACUGCUAUCAGAUACUAUCAACCUUUAUUCACAACGACAGACAGAAAAUUUAAUCCACAGAUAACCUCAGUUUUAGCAUCAGGGUUUGUAGUCAAAUGCCAAAUAGGCUAGAGUGAAAGUAGACUACUAAUUCCAAGUCAUGGACAUUUAGAUAUUAUCACGUUCAGUCAGUAUCAAAAUCAUUGGCCAACCAUGCAUCAUCUCACAAACAUGUUGUUAUUGUUUAUCAUUUUAAAAACUAUUAUGGCCAUUAUGUUUUAUGACUGAUUUUGGUGCCACUACUGAGCAGCAAUCAUUUGUGUUUUUUUCCAUUGUUUCUUAAAACAUCAUUUUAUUCAAAAUGUGGCCAUUAAGGUCUGAUGUGAUCAGUUUCCCUUGUGUCUCACUGUCCCACACAAUCUUUUGAAUCAGGGUCUCCAUUUUGGCUUCUGUUCAGCUAUGUCAUUCACCCAGGCUGUGCUGCCAUUAUUAUGGGUUGUGAGGUGAAAAAUUACGCAAUGCCUUCCUCAAGUGCAUUUAUUAAUCGUAUAUAUAUGAUUUUGUUAUUAAUAUUCAAAGACAUUGGGCUUAACAUUCUGACUAACACUUGAAAUUUUGAUCAUAUAUUGAAUUAUGGGCGUCUUUAGGAUGUGUGAAUUAUCCACCUUGUUGAAACCAAAUGCUGAUUUGACUUGAGGACCAUUCGCACCUAUGCCAAUCAGAUUCACUGUGUUACUCCAACAUGGUCACAUGGAUAGAAAACUUGUACUUGUGUACAUAUUUAAAACAUUAGGUCAAAGAAAGUGUGUGGCUGAAUGAUAGACUGCUUGUCACUUCUAAGAAGUGCAAAAACAUUCCUUUUUGAGGUUCAAUUUUGAUAGAUGCAGCACUUCAUGAUCACGGUGAGCCUAAAUCAAUAAACUUCGCAUUAACGGGUGACUGUACAAAAUUAAGGAAACUGUGAUGGCUUGUGCAAUCCAUUAAUGUACUGGAACAUUAAGGGCAAUGAUUGGUCAAUCUGAACCUUCAAACUUUAUCUGGCUCUCACUGGCAUUGAGAAACGUGCUAGUGCGGAUUUAAAUGGACUGCUGAUGGACAACUUGCUGACAUCACUCAGUGAGCAGAAGCAGCCAAAUUAUGAGCAAGUGAGAAUGCGCUGAAAAUGAACAGAAUAGUGAACAUGUCCGUGAAGUCUCUGGAGUACAGAAGCAGUGUAUGCAGUUUCAUUUGGACAUUUGGAUGUAUACUUUAUCAGUGGGAGUGUGUUCUGAGUGCACUUUGUUGAUCCAUAAUGUAAUACCACUGUAUAUGAGAGCCAUGGAUGCACACAGCAGCUUUGGCUACAGGACUCAACACUCCUCUCCACAUGUUGUCUACCUUAUUCGAUACAUAUAUUCUACCAAAAAAGAAAAGAAAAAAAAAAAAAAAACGCUCAUAAAUGUACACAUAAGAGUAAUGAUGUGUAAUCAGGUUUUAAAGCAAGUUGUCUUGCAAUAUGAAGUUCUUGCAUAGACGUGACAGGUUCAAGGUGUGUGGCAUUCUGUAGCUGAGCUGCGUUCAUGGACACAGUCAUGUUAUUUCUGAAGUAUGUUGAAUUAAAAGAACACAUAGAUGUUCAUCUGUACUUGGU